AUGUGUGGCUGUUACUAUUUGCCGUCUAUUAAGGCAUCCAAGACGAAGAAGUAUCUGCCCCAGGUUGACUUGAAAGCUCACACCACCAUAUUAUCGACUGCUUCUAGGACUGUGCUCUCACAGACCUUUGUCAAUCCGUCUUCAACCACCGAUGUCAAGGAAUGCAAAUAUGUUUUUCCGCUUUACGAUGGGGUGAGUGUUGUCGGCUUCACAUGCCAAGUCGGUUCUCGUAUCAUCAACGGGCUUGUCAAGGAGAAAGCGAAAGCGCAGGAAGAAUACGAUGCCGCUGUGGAACGUGGGGAGACCGCUGGUCUGCUCGAACAAGGCCCGACCUCUGAUGUCUUCAUGACUAGCCUCGGCAACAUUCCGGCUGGAGAAAAGCUAUUAGUCACUGUUACCUACGUCGGCGAGCUCAAGCAUGACGUUGGCGCAAAUGGAAUACGCUUUACAAUCCCCACAAGUAUCAGUCCGCGUUAUGGCCAAGCUGGGAUGGAUCAAAACGACUCAACAGUCUCGAAAGGAGGUAUCGCCAUCACAGUCGACGUGAACAUGCCUGAGGACUCCGCCAUUCAAGAAAUACGUUCGCCAAGCCACCCGAUCGCUGUGGCCUUUGGCAGGACUUCGACUAGCGAGUCUCAACCUCCGCAUUUGUCGAGAGCUUCUGCUACCUUGUCUCUUGGCACAAGUACUCUAGAUAAAGACAUCGUUCUGGAGAUCAUGCACCAAGAUAGCGGCAAGCCCAAAGCUCUCCUGGAGACCCACCCUAAUAUUUCCGGACAACGAGCUCUAAUGGCAACGCUUGUUCCCAAUAACCUUGUGCAGCAGUCAAAGCCAGAGAUCAUCUUUGUUGCGGAUCAGAGCGGCAGUAUGAAAGGUGCCAGGACCAAGACUUUGGUCGCUGCUCUCCGGAUUUUUUUCAAGUCGUUGCCUGUUGGGAUCAAGUUUAACAUCUGCUACUUUGGAACCCAUCAUUCAUUGCUUUUCCCAGUGAGUCAAGUAUACGACCAAAUGUCCCUCGAGAAGACCCUCAAGUCUCUGGAUGGACUUGGUGGGAAAUUUGGCGGUACCCAGACCCUUAAUGCAAUCAGAGCUUCGGUCGAAUCCCGUGAUGAUUCUCAGCCUCUCUCGAUAAUCCUUGCUACCGACGGCGAUAUCUGGCAACAGCAGGAGUUGUUCGAUUACCUCAACAACUCGGUGGCCACGAGCAAGAAGACCUUGCGUGUCUUCGCUCUAGGUAUCGGCAAUUCAGUGUCUAGCGCUUUGAUCAAUGGUGUUGCCCGAGCUGGCAAUGGAUUCGCCCAGUCCGUUGGAGAAGGAGAGAAGCUAGAUGGAAAGGUGAUCCGUAUGUUGAGGGGUGCGCUCAUUCCUGACUAUGGCGCAUUUACCAUGGAGAUUCAGUAUCAGAAGGACGAGGACGAGGACGGAUUCGUGAUGGUCGAGCUAGUCAGUGAUAGCCUUCGUGUGUUGGAGCUCGAUGAGAAUGAUUGGCCGGACGCACAGCUCGACGAGGAACCCGCUUUUUCUGCCGAGACCACGGCUGGAGGGGAAAAGGACGUGGAAAUGCCAGAUGCUGACGGUCAAGCCCGCUAUAACCAUCUGCCUGUUGUGCCAGCACCAAAGCUCAUGCAGACGCCCCAAGUUAUCCCGCCUCUGUACCCUUUUAGCCGUACCAACGUCUAUAUCCUGAUCUCACCAGGCGCUGCUCAGGGCACUGUCAAGUCAGUCGUCCUGAAGGGCAGCUCUGCCGAGAACCCCUUCGCAUUAGAGAUCCCAAUCGAAGUCCUCUCCGAGCCUGGCGAAACGAUUCACCAACUUGCCGCCAAGAAAACAGUUUCCGAGUUGGAAGAAGGACGUGGCUGGCUCGUGCACGCCAAGGAUGAGAAUGGAGUUUUCAUCAAAGAAAAAUACUCCGUCCGCUUUCAAUCAAUAGUAGAGCGCGAAGCCGUACGCCUCGGCAUCCAAUAUCAGAUCGCUGGAAAGUUCACCUCUUUCGUCGCCACUGAAACAGACCCUGGAAACCCAGAGAACACUGUAUCACGCAAAGCUGGUAUCGUCGAGGAAGCAGGAACUAGUCCAUCGGUGCUCUAUGGUCAGUCCGCUCAACCCAGAAAUAUGCCAUCAUUCGGUGCUCUAAGCAGUGUAUCAAAUUUCGGUGCGCUAGCAUCACGUGGACCGCCCGAGGACUCUAGGUCGCACACACAAGGAUCGAGUGGAUUGUUCGCCUCUUUCCAGCGCACGCCAGCACCCGAUGAAUCGAUUGGCUCUGUGCAGCACAAAAAGAGGGCAUUCCACAGUCGUAUGUCCACUGGUGGGAAGGCACCGCGCAAGCAACUUGCCUCAAAGGCGGCUCUCAAGAUCCCGCCAGAUCAGCUCGUACCAUUCUCAGCUGAGGUGGCUCAGGAUGCUUCAAUUCAUGAUGAGGGGGACGCGAAGCCGGAGGAUAUAGAUCCUUUGCAGAAGAUCAUUGCCCUGCAGACUUUCGAGGGUUAUUGGAACUUAGAUGCUCCGUUGCGGAAGGUUGUGGGUUUGUUGGCACUGCACAAGGCCCCUCAGGGCGUGGAUUCGAAAGCAUGGGCUACUGUGCUGGCAGUUACGUUCUUGGAGAGGAAGACGCCAGGCGACAAGGAGGCAUGGGAGAUGGUAGUCGACAAGGCUAGAGGAUGGUUGAAGGACAUGGAGGCGCGAGAGGGGGGGAAAUUUGAGGAAAUGUGGACAUUGGCUGAGCAGUUGGUUGUGGGGGCAGACUAG
Molecule: messenger RNA, 2748 nt
Organism: Letharia lupina
Lineage: Eukaryota; Fungi; Ascomycota; Lecanoromycetes; Lecanorales; Parmeliaceae
Exons: 4
Coding region: 1-2748 (915 amino acids)
Cellular component (GO): nucleosome
Molecular function (GO): DNA binding; structural constituent of chromatin
Source: RefSeq, a predicted model, not a curated record